Molecule: messenger RNA, 1998 nt
Organism: Trichomonas vaginalis G3
Lineage: Eukaryota; Parabasalia; Trichomonadida; Trichomonadidae
Exons: 1
Coding region: 1-1998 (665 amino acids)
Source: RefSeq, a predicted model, not a curated record
AUGACUACUGAGGCGACAGAAGCACCAAAGCAGGAAAUAACCGAGCCUGGUGAUGCAGUCGUCGAGCAGGAAAAGAAAGAGAUAGUCGAGGAUGUCAUAAAAAUCGAAGAUCAAAUUAACGAAAAUGUGAUCAAACCAGAAGGAUCGCCAAAGAAAGUCAGACGCCAAAAUCCGGAAACGGAAGAAUAUAACUACUAUUAUUCAGAUGAUGAAAAUGCUAAACAACAACCAGAAACAAAAGAAGAAAAGCCAAAUACAGAAGUUUCGCUUAAAAACAGUCUUUUUGGGGCUUUAAAUAGCGAUAAACCUGCAGAAAAGCAAGAAACUCAAAAUCAAGAUGCAGGAGAAACUCUUGCAGAAAAAUUAUUAGAUAAUAACAACCCGCCACCAGCAGAAAACCAACAACAACCUGCCGAACAACCACCUACUGAAAAGCCUGAAGAAAAUAAAGAGCAACCCGAAGAAAAGCAAGAAAAUAACGAAAAAUUAGAAGCACCGAUUCAAGAAGUUUUACAAGAAAAAUUACGCAAUAUGGAUCCCAAUAAAAAGGAUGACGACGCUAAAGAAAACCAAAAUCAAGAAAAUCAAAACGAAAAUCCACAAAACCCAGAAAACGCUGCCGAACAACCAAAAGAACCCGAAAAUACUACAGAAUCUGCUGAAAAACCGGCUGAAGAACCUCAAAACGAGGUAAAGCCUGAAGAACAACAAAAUAACGAACAACAACCAGCUGAACCUGCAGAACAACCACAGCAGACUGAAGAUCAGUCAUUACAUGGAAUAAUACAAGAAAAAUUACUUGGUAAACAAAAAGAUGAACCAAAUCCCGAAAAUACACCAGAAAGCCAGCAACAAAACAAAGAGAACAAAGAGGAUAACAACGAACAAAAUGCCGAACAAACUCAGGAACCUGUAGAAGACCAAAAUCCAGAAAAUCAAGUUCAAAUUGUGGAACCGAACGAAAAUGAGAACCAGCAAGAAGGUCAGAAUCCACAGGAAAAUCCAGCUGAUCAACAGAGUCCCGAAGAUAAAGAGCUUGAAGAAGCAAUGGAUGAUAUGAUCAACAAAUUCCAAGCCCCGCCUCCACAUUUGCGCGCCAGGAUUCGCCAGAUCAUUAGUCAUAGAAGAGUCGAUGCAAUUGUCGCUGGACAAUACGAACAAGCCGAACUUCAAGACCGUUAUGAAAGAGCUUUGGCAAUUUCCCUUCAAGCUGAACAGGAUCGAGCAAAUGAAGACAAUAGGAUUGAUCUUUUAUAUGCCAGAUACGUCAAGCUUCAAGAACAACUCCAAGAUAUUAAUCAGAAAUACGAUGACGAAAUUAAAGCUUGCAAUGAUAACAGCCAGCAUUUACUUGAUCAGCUAAAAGAAAAACAUGCUCAAGAACUUGAUGAAUUCACGAAGAAAUGGAAUGAUGAAAAAUUCUUGCUUCAGUUCAACAAGCCAUCCUCCAAAUUGCUUCAGCUAAGAGAAAUGGAGAAAGCGCGUGCACUUUCCAGACUCUACCAGAAAGCCAAAGAAAUUAAAAUUAUUGCCGAUAGACUCCAGAACGAAGAAACGCAAGCUGCUCAACGACGAAUUAAUGCACAAAUGGAAUUUGAGAAGAAAAAGCUUCUCGCUAGGCAAGAGAAAGAAAUUAAAUCAAAUGAGGAACACCGAGCCAUUGUUAUACAGAACAAGAACUUGCAAAGGGAAACAGAGACGAGGCCGGUUCAAGUUGCGAUAGCCCAAAUUAGAGCGAAGAAAGGAACAAUUGUUGUUGCUGGAAAGCCUUCUUCUCAAGCUGUUACGAGAGAUUUUGCCGAUGCAGAUAAAUCUCCUCUUUCUCCAAGGACACAUGAAAAAUUAAACAAUUAUAGAGCAGUUAAGCCAAAACCAAGAUUAUCUGUUCAUGGUGCGGUAGAAUCAAAGCCUAAUUCUCCAAAGAAUCGGCCUAAAUCAUCUACUAUUAAGCGGCCUUUUACUUCAGCCUCUCAUAGAGGUAAGUUUACCAGAAAAUAA